Molecule: messenger RNA, 2082 nt
Organism: Electrophorus electricus (electric eel)
Lineage: Eukaryota; Metazoa; Chordata; Actinopteri; Gymnotiformes; Gymnotidae
Product: UPF0450 protein C17orf58 homolog
Molecular function (GO): protein binding
Source: RefSeq, a predicted model, not a curated record
UCUCUCUCUCUCUCUCUCUCUCUAUGGUGGCAACGCAUGCACCACACGGUUUUUCAUCUGACGACACGCCCCUGACUAUGGGAAUAAGCCGGAGGCAUUAAAAUCAUCGAGGCUGCAGCGUCGGAGGUCCAUAACGCCACGAUGUCCGGGGUACUACUGCUCUUCUCCGUUGCGCUCGCGCUCUCUGAUGCCGAAGAGCGCGCGGUUAACGAGCUGUUUUCACUCUUUGGACCUCCAUCGGACAAGACGGUGCCCACUAACCAGACCAGAGCUGGGGCCAAAGACGCUUCCUUACCAGUCAACGAGCUACUGGAGCAGGCCAAAACCCCCACCGACCCAAAAUUAAUGCACCCACUGCCCGCUGGUCUCUGGCCUAAACACACGGACCUGGCCCUGCUGCCUCGCCCUGGAACGCACAAGAGCAAGAAGGGCUCGAGGGACGAGCGUCUGCCGACGGAGCACAACAGCGAGAAGACGCGGAAUGACGGGCAGCGCGUGAGCCCGUCUUUCCUACCCCCUAAGGUCGUCCCGGUCGUUGGGCUCGGAAUAACGAACCGUACGCAGAAGGCGACCCCUGAAAGCCCGGAGCAAUCCAACAACCCCCCGCCCAGUGAGUCCGACAUCUACCAAAACUCCAGAUCUCGCGGCCGUCUGCAGCCCGCUUCCAACGCGCGCUGGAAGGAGAGGGAGACGGCGAGCAGACGCCCGGAUCCCGAGGAGAACAGACCGGGGAAGUCCAGUUUACCCGGCGGAAGCAGGUUAAACGGCAGUCGCCCUUUCGUCUUGUACAACCGCCGCUCUUCCACCCUCCUGUACCAUUUCGAUAUCCUUAAGAAAGAGUCAGACUUUACACAGGAUGCCGUUUGUCUGAGCGAGUGCCGGAAGGACAAGAAUGAGACAGAGCACUUCUGCUACAGUGAAUUCGCCAUAAACGGCAUUGUUCACGACAUCGACACUGUCCGUAGAGGCAUCAGGCUGGUCACCCUGCUGGUGAACAGUGACGGCUUCUACAAGAUGAGCCGUCUCUACGUCACCCCGGACACUUACUUCUUCAAAGUGAACCUUUUGGUCCUGGACACCUUCAAGUGCACCAAGCCCUGUCCUGACUUCAAACUAGGUAGCAGGUACAUAGUCAUGGGACACAUCUACCACAGGAGGCGCCAUCUCCCGCCCAAUCUCCUCACCAUUGUCGGGGGUAAACUGAAACCCGGAGACGGUCUCCUGCGCAGCAGCAACUACGUGAAACGCUACAACAAGAGGCGGCACCAGAAAGCUCACGAGGCCACACGUUCGAGAUGCCGGUGAGGCGGGGCCUGGGCGGCUCGCUACUGACCCCUGCCGCAUGGGAGGACUAACAGUGGCUUUUACGUAACGAUAAAAGAACAAACUCAUAAUCAUGCAGUAUUAUUGGAGGAGAGGGACAAGUAGACAAAGGCUUCUCUGUCCACUCUGCCUGCGCGUCCAAUUGUCCUAGGUCAGUCAGAUCCAAGAGGGGCCGUUUUGUACAAUGCUCGCCUUUUUGCUUGUCUUCUUUCAUAAAUGACUCCAGGGGAAUCUUGUCGAAUUCCAUCCACUCGCAGAAUAUCUGGUUCACGUUUGGAACAUGAACCGAGUUAAAUAUUUCCAUCAUGAAACUCAAAGAAACUAGUAAGAUUACUUUUUUGUGUUUAUGUUUAAUAAGAUAACAGUGGAUAGACGUUGCAAUAAUCUACCAUUUAAAUUAUGUACAGAACCCAGUAUCCUUUCAGUGGGCACUUAAGAUAAGGAGAUGCUAUUGAGACUUUAGCGUUUCUUUAUAAAAUACAGUACCUACAGCUUUCAUGUUUGUGCACCAUCACUCGCUUGUACGAUCACGGGUUCCCAGGCAGAAAGGUCACAUGUCAUUAGCCAGCCCCAGUGGCAGGUGCAGCAGACGGGCAGGGCCGGUGUGGGUGAGCGAACAAGGGAUGGCCACAGUGCCCUUCCGGGCUCGCCUGCAACACACAACUCCCAUUUACGCGGGAACACCGCCAUCUCCCUCUGCUCCGGCUUCUUAUCGGGAUUCAGGAAAUGCACCAUUACACGUAUAAGAGAGAGGGCGGA